UCUUUGCGCUAUGCUCGCACCCUCCCCCCAUAUCCCGCCCCUCAAGUGUCGUCGGCUGCGGUUCCUCCCCCAACUUCUUCUGCGCUACGUGCUCUGCCCUCUCCCCCCUGGGGUUUCUGCGCUCGGAAUCCAGAAGGGGAGGCCUUCCUGGUAGCUUUUGGUGACUCCAGUGAGACUCAGAUUUGUCUCUGCUAGAAUCUUGCAAUGACAAUUUUUGACGACGAUGAUGAUGCGGAGCCACAACUGAAGGUCGUUGACAACUACUAUUUUGAGAAAGCCAAGAACGAGUUUGUUUGUUUCAGCACCUUGCCCCUUAAGUUUGAUGAGAAUGAUAAAGUCUCCGGGAAGGGUAUCUACUUGCGUCGAUAUCCCGCAGAUGGCGCCCCUGCAGUAUACAAGCAGGUUGUAGCUUGGACAGUAGCACUUAACCGUGAGCAGCCAAAGAUCUCAGUGCUUUCAAGUGAGGGCUAUUGGAUAGAAUUGGAUCUAUUGAAACCACGGAAAAUCUAUUGGAAGUUUGCUCGAUCAGCAUUAACGACAGUUCAAAUGCUCCACUUUGUCAAAAGGCAACCCAGAAAACUGAUGAUAAGUCUUUCUGUUCACCUCCGUGAAGUAUUCAGUAAAUUUGAAACGGAAGAGAUGGAGGAUGCUUUAGGGAAACACCAUCACAUAAUCAAGCGAUGUGCAGAGAGGGAUCCUGCUUUAAUGAGGUCAAAGAUUCUGCAAAGCUUUAUCAAGGACACUUCUGGGAAAUACUUUGAGGACAUAUUAAGGAGUCUGAGCACCAAGGAGUCAUUCAUUGUUGUUGCUGAGCCUCUUGCAAGUGGGGGUAAAGGCAAUUGCGAUACAUAUAGUGAUGGUAACAUAAUCGGUGAUGAUGGUGAUGGUACUGAGCCAAUAUGUGCAAUAUGUGACGAAGGAGGAGAAUUACUUAGCUGUAAAGGUCGAUGCAAGAGAGCCUUCCAUCCUACAAUAGAAGCUGGCAGAAAGUCUAAAUGUGUAACACUUGGUUACACUGCUGUCCAAGUAAAGGAAAUGAAUAAGUUCAUAUGCGAAAACUGUAGAUAUGAACAACACCAAUGUUUCAAAUGCGGAGAACUCGACUCGUCUCAUGAGCCUAAUGCCAAGGUCUUUCAAUGUUGUAAACUGUUUUGUGGCCACUUCUACCACCCCAAGUGUGCUGCAGAAUUACUUCAGUCUCACAGUAAUGGAGCCUGUGAGUUGGAGAACAAGAUUGCAGCUGGGAUGCCAUUUCCGUGUCCUGUACAUUGGUGCUCCAGACCUGAUUGUAAAAUAAUGGAGGAAGGGACUGAAAGAGCAAUGUGGCUUGCUGGCUGCAGACGUUGUCCAAGGUCAUAUCACUUAGAUUGUUUGCCAAGGGAGAUAUGCUUUAAGUAUGGUAACGGACGUAUACGUGCUUGGUUUCUAUCGGAAAGAAACCUAUCUAAAAGACUCAUCAUUUACUGCACAGACCAUGAGAUAGACCCAGCUAUGGGAACACCUUGCAGGGAUCAUAUAAAGUUCCCUGCUCUUCUAGAAAACAAAGGUCACGGUUCAACAGAAUCCACAAAGUUUCAGCACUCUGAGGAUUAUAUAUGUUCACCUUGUCCUUUACAAAGGAAGGCAAACGCUACAAAAGUAGAGGAAAUUAGAGAAAGGCUUGAGAAGAAGAGAAGGCUGCAGCACAACAAAGAGAUGGGUUCGAGAUUGUCUAUAGAAGGAAAUAAAAACAUCAAGAGAGAUUCAACAUAUGUUUUGUUGGGAUCAUCUCACAAGGCAUCUAGAGGAAACCAUUGUGUAGAAUUUUGAUGAUGGUCCCGAGGACUUUGAAGAUUCUGCCAAACCAGAUGAUUUUGAUGCUUAUGGAUCUGCUGCCAAUCAUGGUGCCCAAGCCAUAGGCCAGGUGCUUCCUCAGUUUUCCACUUUCUCAGGUCGGACCCCUAACUGGAACAAAUAUGCGAUCUUUCUUAGUACAACUAUAGUUUAAUCUGCCACAUUCCACUAAAUAUUAUUUUCCAGCCCCUGAUAUGGGUCUUCUAUUACUCAUCUAAUGUUCUUCCAGGGAAAAGCUAAUCAUCUGCUAAUGCCUUCUUAUUGACAAACUUAAAGUAGUGUUAAAUGGAUACAAGGCUAAUAGAUUGUUUUAUGCAGGUAGGUUUACCUAAAUCAAAUAUGUGUUUUGUUCUAUUCUUUUUUACCACAUGUCAAACAUUUGCUCAGUAAGAAAAUCAUAUCUAACUUCUAUUGUUAGAAAGUUCUGGUUGACAGCAAUUCAGAAAAACCAUUCAUCUAAACCUUCAUAUCAGCGAUCUUCAAAUUGGCACAUUUGAAAAGCAAAAAAUGCUCUACGCCUCUACCCAAGUCUGCCUUCUGUGCCUCUGUUCUUAAAGUUUUACCCGACAUUAUUGAAUCUUCAGGAAUGCAAAUUGCUGAUGGAAAGUGAAGCUUAUGUCAACAUCAUUGUGUCCUGGUUGCCCUAGCACUACAAAAUAUCUACGGUUUGAUGGUUCUAAAAGUUGGGGUAUCGACAAAAUUUCUAAUUCUGCUUAUUAAUAAGUUAUGCAGAUACCUAUUAAUCUAUUAUUAAUGCUAACUUCGAUGAUGAAAUGUGCUGGAAACAUACUCCUUAUGCUCAAUGCUCCUCGAAAAGUGCAUACAAAACAUCUGUGCAGGAGCCAUGGCUGGAAUCCGCGCAUCUACUUGUGGUCCUUCGUAUCAAGAAAAUCAUAGUCCUAAUGCAUCUUGGAAGGACAAAACCAUCCCUCGAGCCCUUCUGCAUGGAGACUUAUAAGGUCGGGUUUAGCAACUGGUAAGAGAGCAUCUAAACAUAUUUUGAAAGGAUGCAUCCUAUCCGAUGCCUCCGUGAAUCAGAUGCUCAUAUGUUCCAUUGCCCCUUUGCUAGAUCAGUCUGGUUCUCUUAUCUAGGCUUUAGAUCAGAUGUUUUUGCUCCUGGCGCCUCUAUAUUUCCUCCAUGCUUAAUUCUAAUCAUCCUGGUAUCUCCGUUGCUAAAUCAUUUCCAUGCUCUCAUUUUUGGAAAGCCAGGAGUGAUUUGCUUCUUAAUUAAACAAGCUGGUCCAUUGUGCAGGUUCUUCAUGCUUCCUCAGCUAUUCUCUCCUGUAGCUCUGAUAUUGCUGAUUCUUGUCGGUCCUGUUGGCUUUAAUCUUGAUUCCAUGUAUCUGCAUUUUAGUUUGAUUUCGUACAUGCAUGUGGUCUAGGGCAUUGUAUCCAGGUUGAACUUCACUUGAGCGUACAGGAGGUGGGAUGCCGAGCUAGCCGUGCGAUGCGGCCGGAGUGCAAGGCGUGAUGGCAUGCAACAGUGUCGUGUGACGUGACAUGUUACGAGGAGGUGGAGCGUGACAACGUGUGUGAUCCAGUCCUAGAGCCAACGUCCUGCAGUGUUCCCAGACGAGUGAAUAGUUGAAGCGUCAGUUAGUUGGUUAGUUCGUGGAGCUUGUUAUCCAGUCAUGUGCAUGUGCAUGUUGGUCAUUGUGUCAUUGUGUUGGAGUAUGGCGUGCGUUUGCCGGUAGUGGUCUGAGAUGGGCUGCUAUAUAUUCUGUAAUCAUCAUACUUAUUUGAAGAGGCAGAAAGAAAAGGUCGAGCUGCGAGAGGCAGCAUGACGCCAAAA
Triticum dicoccoides is the source of this 3625-nucleotide messenger RNA. Its product is annotated as protein ENHANCED DOWNY MILDEW 2-like. NCBI's taxonomy places the organism in Eukaryota, Viridiplantae, Streptophyta, Magnoliopsida, Poales, Poaceae. The coding region runs from base 205 to 1809 and encodes 534 amino acids. The transcript is spliced from 13 exons. The record is from RefSeq and is a predicted model, not a curated record.